AUGAAGAACUUCACUGUAGUGGAUGAUACUGGAAGUGCAACUAACUUUUUUUUUACCUCUUGUUUCAGUGGGAAGCAAACAGUGACACAGCCAAGUGGACCUGGAUUUCUAAAUUGGAUCUUUCAAAUUACAAGUGGGAAGCAAACAGUGACACAGCCAAGUGGACCUGGAUUUCUAAAUUGGAUCUUUCAAAUUACAAGUGCAAUGAGCAUUUUGACUGAUGACCUGAAGGGCAUCAUCUUCAGAGCUUUGCCAACAAUUGAGAAAGGCACUCAACAGGCACUGAUUGACAAGCUAUUAGGCUCUGGACUGGAAUCUACACAAGACCUGAAAUAUGUAACUCAAGAAGAUAUUAGUGACCUAUUGCCUGCCAUUCAACAACGAAAGCUCUUGGAAGCAUUUAAAAAUGAGACAGAGGUGAUCACUUUAGACCUACAAAUGUUCCCUUCUCCAGCCCCAGCAGUCACAAGUCCUUUAGCACAUUCUUGCUCGAGUCCAAUAAGUGUAGUCUCACUCUCAAACACAGACUCUAACAGCUCAGAAGAUUGUGGGCCAUCCAUCCUUAUCAGAAAAUCGUGGCCAGAAACAUUCCAGGUGCCAUGGAACCUCAUGCCUGUGGAAAUUCGUUCAGCAGUAGCUGAUGGCAAGAGACCUUCACCUGCAGCACGACGACAGAUGGUCAGAGUUUUGGCAGAUGAGAUGAGGAGACAUGAGCAAAACCCAACACGCUCACAAUGUGUCACUGUCUGCCGAAAAAUCACCCGCCAGUACCCUCAGAGUUUUGCUGAUCUACGUGACAAUGGUCAACUACUGGGAGAUGGCUAUACCUCACUCUUAAUUCAAAUAAAAAACCGAAUUGAGAAUCUGAACCGCAACAGCAGCUUUCGCCAACACCGUUCAUCUGGUGAUGGACUAAAAAGAGGACCUACUGAUACAUAUGGCUGCACCCGAUUCCAGCCUGACCUCCCACCAGAGGAGACAGAUGAAACAGUAGAACAGAAACGUCAACGGAUGGAGGAGAUAUACCGCCGAGACGGCACGAAUGGGGCUGAAAGAGCAGAAGUAAAGCAAUUCAUGGAAACAACCUUCUGCCUGCAGCGUCGCCAAAUAAAUGCAUUACCAGCACCAGCCAUUACAGAUUUAAGAGAGCAAUGGCCAUACUUCUUCACUCAGAAAGGUCCUUAUGCACAUUUUGAGCUUCUCACUGAUAUCAAAGUGUUACGUGCACUUGAACUUGCAAUGGAGGAGUGUGGAAGCACCAUUGUAGAGUUCUUUAAAAACAAACCCACCAAUGCAGAUGUCCGUGCAGUCCUUUCACUGGGUCCAAACCUAGAACUGUCCUUCGGCAUCAUCCAACUUCUAAUGGCUCACUUCUCUGAGACACUGGAAGGGUUGAUCCUUCUUGCAAAUGCAUGUGACACGGCAGCUGAUGUUGAAAGGACCCUCACACUACCUGCAACUCCUCGACUGAUACUCUGUGUUUCAGGUGAAACACCAGGAAGCUGUAUUCACCGCUGGAUGAUCAGCCUUGAAGAGCACAUAAUUUGUGAGGGCAUACAGCCAACUUUUCUGACUGGGCUUGCUGCUGUUUUUUCUACUUACUACGCCUUCAAUCUUCAGUACCAUGACGAUGCUGCAUGCACACUGGAAUUCAUUCAAAGGUGGUUCAUCGGGAUCAAUCCCGAGAGAGGCACCAAGGCUGGACGUGGAAAAGUUCAGUCAAAGAAGACAGGAAAGAUCGCCCAGAAGAAGGUGACAUCAGUCAACCCUCGUGUCUCCAGUCUACUCAAGAAACUUAUGGACUUUGCGUGGGACUUCAUAUAAUACAGUCAAGCCAGUAAUUCACACACACACUAUUUUUUUCACUUUGUCAUUCUUGGUCAGAUAGUCACUGACUUAGUUGUUCAGAUGUUCACUCAGCCACUUUCAGUUAUGUACCUACUCACUCAGUCACUCUGUUCAUGUCCAGAGUUCAGUUUUUAGACAGACUACAGGACUUGUUAAAACACGGUAUUGAUAAUUUAUAUUAUUUAUGUGUCUGAAAUUGAAGUUUAUUUACAUGGACAAGCUUUGUGCUUUGUUAUUGUCUACCUUCUAAUAUUAUACAAAUGUUUUGCAAUUUCAUUCAUUUAAGUCAUACUAAUUUUGAUUAUAUUUUUUGUAUUUAUUUGUGUCAAGUGUUCACGCUACUGCACUUCUUGAAGCUUACUUUUUAAAUAGCUGAAAUUUUAGUUUUUUUCAUAAACGUGUGUCAGGCUUUUAUUUGUUUUUCAAGAAAGCUUUUUAAAUGCUAUUCAAAAGUUUAAUAAAGAGUGACAUGUUUUGAAAAGA
This is a messenger RNA of Melanotaenia boesemani (Boeseman's rainbowfish), 2331 nucleotides long. RefSeq lists its product as uncharacterized. The transcript has 8 exons. The record is from RefSeq and is a predicted model, not a curated record. NCBI's taxonomy places the organism in Eukaryota, Metazoa, Chordata, Actinopteri, Atheriniformes, Melanotaeniidae. Bases 1 to 1824 code for a protein of 607 amino acids.